Loa loa (African eye worm) is the source of this 669-nucleotide messenger RNA. RefSeq lists its product as hypothetical. NCBI's taxonomy places the organism in Eukaryota, Metazoa, Nematoda, Chromadorea, Rhabditida, Onchocercidae. The record is from RefSeq and is a predicted model, not a curated record. The transcript has 5 exons. Bases 1 to 669 code for a protein of 222 amino acids.
AUGCUUGCGAAUCUGGAAAAUCCCGAUAUUGCAAAUCCUUUGGAUUUUUUAAAAAAGAAGCCAGUAAUGUUCCAAACAUUCCAGGAAUUUGUGAGCGAGACAGUCGAGGUAUUCGAAGGGCGAAAUGCCCAUAAUGAAAUGGAAGAGGAGGAGCCGGAAUUUAACGAAGAGACAGAGUGGGCUCCUCUGCCUGAAGAUGAUGAUGAGGCUGAGAAUUGGCCAUCGGGAUUGAAAAGAUCAAGGACGAUCAGAUUUCCGGUUCCAGCCACACAAACAACGUUGGCUGCGGCGGUCCUGGAGGAAUUUCACCAGGAAGAUCUAGAGGAUCUUUCAGAACAACUCCAAAGGGAGUUAGAAGUACCGCAGGCGGAACCGUUUUUGGUCCCGUUGUGGCCUGCUGCCACCCGGAUUUACGGCCGCGUAGAAAACAGCAGCGGUGGAGCUUCAUGCCCUCGAUUGGUGCCCGAAGGCAUGUGCGGCCGUGAACAACGAAAGACAGACAAAGCGACGCAGACUCGAUCUUGUGGGAAGAGAAAAGGGUGCCCACCAGCUCUUCAUUCCAGGCCAGUAAUACCAUUUGGCAAUCCCCACGCACCCAACCUGUCCCUGCCUGUUCCAGUUCUCCAUCCUCUAUCCAGCGAAGGCAUCAAGCGGGUCAGUAAAUCAUAA